AGCAGUUAGGCGUCAUUUUCUGAAAGAACUGAAACAUAAUUCUACUAUUCUAGAUUAGAUCUAGAAUCAGAACCUAGCCUAUAAUAUAGAUUACUAGCCUAUUGGGCAGUAUUUAGAUAAUUAAACAUUUUAGCUUCGUUUGUAUGUCUAGAAUCUGGAAAGGUUUAUACGGUUAAUUUGAAAGCAUGGCAGGCAUUACCCUGCAGGAAGUUGGGGGUGACCUGGUCAUACCAGUUCUCAAUGAGUCAACAGUCAUUGGCCGCGGUCAGUUUCUUCAGGUGACAGAUAAACGCGUUUCAAGAAGUCAUGCAUUGUUGGAGAUGACGGAUGGUAAACUGUACAUCACACCGACACACACCAACCCAUGUUUUUUAAGAAGCCACUCCAGCAAGGAGCAAAAAGUUUUAGCACGAGAUGCCAGGCAGCUGCUGGAGCACGGAGACGAGUUUGGUCUCUUGCCAGACCAGCUCUUCUACAAGGUCUCCUACCCUCAGAUCAAUGGCAAGGAUAGGGGUGAAGGGUCAGCAUCUGAAGACAACACAAGUAGAAGAGAUGAGAGUGUGUCCAAUGGUCAAGUUCAGGAAGCCUCAGACAAAGAUUCUGAAGCAAGUCAAGAAGCUCCACAGGCUGUGGGUGACAAAAAGGUGGUGGACCAACCUGAUGAAAAGGUGACACCAGACGAGCAAGACAAAAAGGUGACGCCAGACGUACCUGAUGAGGAGAUGGCUAAGCCAGUUGACAAGAAAAGACCCCUACCAGACUGGAUGUUGAAGGCAGCAGACACAAAGCCUGCACAUACAAAACCUGCGGCUAAAAAAAAAUCUGUGACCAAACAUGAGGUAGAAGAAGAGGAGGAAGAGGAGGAUAGCAAAGGAAGAGAAACCAAAGAAAGUGAGGAGGACUACGAGGUGUCAGAUGACGACUAUGUGCCAGAGAAAAGCUCAAGAAGAGGCAAAAGAAAAGCUAGUGAAGAGAGCGAGGAAGAUGUGAGUGAUGACGACUACUCCCCCAGGGCGCGUAAGGCCAGCAAAGGAAGGAGGAAGCCUGUCAAGACACCAGCAAGGAAAACUAGGAGGAGAGGCAAGAACCAGUCUGAUGAGGAGCUGCCUCGCAGGAAGGCAGGGCUGGAAGAGUCCCCCACCAGGCGACCACAGAGGGCAGCAAGGCAGAAGAGAGGCAGCUAUGUGGAUGACCCAAUGAUUGAAGAAGCACUAGAGGACUUUGCUUCAGACAAUGAUGAUGAUGGUAAUGAAGAUAAAGACAGUGACUUUGAAGUGGAAGGAGAAGAGGAUUCAGGAAGUGAUUGGGAGAAAAGUAAAUCUCAGAAACCCAAGCCAAGCAGGGCCAGCAGAAGUAAGGGACCUCCAAGAGGAGCCACAAAAAAAGGUAAGAAGAGGUCCAGCCGUAGAGCCAGCUCUACUCGUGAAGACUCUUAUGGAGAGGACGUGAUGGAGGAUGAUGAACCUUAUGUGCCACGCCCAUCUAAACGUAGGGCUGGCACUCGGGACUCGGAUGAUAGCGAGGACGGAAAUAAAAAGAAAAGGAAAAGAGAACCUUGCCAGUAUGGCCAGAAGUGUUAUAGGAAAAACCCAGUACACUUCCGUACUUAUUGUCAUCCUGGUGACUCCAGCUUUGAUGAAGAGGAACAAGAAGAAAGUUGUAAGGAAAGCAGCAAGAAAGAUUCAAGUAAAGUUGGUCAAGAAAAACCCAGCAGACCCCAGCGAAGUACAGCAGGAACCAGACUAGUGACCCAUGACCUGCCUGAUGGGGGGCAACUCUCUGACCAGUCUCCUCAAGACUCCAAUGAAGAGGAAGAUGAUUUAGCAGAUGGCAAGAAGACCAAAUGUGUAGACCAGGAUUGAUGCGUGUGGACCUGGAAUCUCAGACAAGCAUUUAUUGUACAUACAAACUAUCACUAUACAUAGAGAUUGGCUUUGUAAAAUAUACAUUUACACCCCCCUCCUAAUUUUUAUCUAGAAUUAAUAUACAUGGUAAAAAAGCUGUCAGUUGUUGUAUAUAUGUUGGUUGGUGUCAAUGUUUUGUACUCGGUAUUGUAUCUUUCUAUUUUUAGAACUGUAAGCAACUAAUGGUUGCCUUUUAGAUGGACAUAAAACAUUGAAUAAAAUAGAAUAAAACAA
Molecule: messenger RNA, 2138 nt
Organism: Physella acuta
Lineage: Eukaryota; Metazoa; Mollusca; Gastropoda; Physidae
Product: aprataxin and PNK-like factor
Biological process (GO): double-strand break repair
Cellular component (GO): nucleus; site of double-strand break
Molecular function (GO): protein binding; 3'-5' exonuclease activity; DNA-(apurinic or apyrimidinic site) endonuclease activity
Source: RefSeq, a predicted model, not a curated record